This is a messenger RNA of Lactuca virosa, 1626 nucleotides long. NCBI's taxonomy places the organism in Eukaryota, Viridiplantae, Streptophyta, Magnoliopsida, Asterales, Asteraceae. The record is from the annotation of a GenBank genome assembly.
CCAUCCUCCAUCCAACAAUGGCUUCCUCCACGAUUAACACUCUCCUCCUACUCCUCCACCUCUUCUCCGGCGUCGCAUUCUCCGCCUCCACCGGCAUGAUCGGUGUCAACUACGGCCGCAUUGCAGAUAACCUCCCUGACCCAACCAAAGUCGUUCAACUACUCAAAUCCAACGCCAUCGACCAUAUCAAGCUCUAUGACACCGACUCCACCGUCCUCAAAGCACUUUCCGGUUCCAACAUCGCCGUCACCGUCGCCCUUCCCAAUCAACUACUCUCCUCCGCCGCAGCUAACCAAGCCUUCACUGACAAUUGGGUCCAAUCCAAUAUCCUUCCCUACCACCCUUCCACCCUCAUCGAAGCAAUCGCCGUCGGUAAUGAAGUAUUCGUUGAUCCAAACAACACCACCGAUUUCCUUGUUCCCGCCAUGAAAAACGUUUACGCUUCACUUCAGAAAAACAAAAUUUCCAUCAACGUGUCUUCUCCGAUUGCGCUCAGCGCUUUAGCCACCUCUUACCCUUCCUCUUCAGGUUCAUUCAAACCGGAUCUGCUAGAACCGGUGAUCAAACCAAUGCUUAGCUUCCUCAAAAAAACCGGAUCGUAUCUCAUGGUGAACGCCUACCCGUUUUUCGCAUAUGGAGCAAACACCGAUACGAUUUCAUUAGAUUACGCUUUGUUACGUGACAACAAUGGCGUGAAGGAUCCAAAAACCGGAAUCACUUACAAAACGCUUCUUGAAGCACAACUCGACGCAGUGUACGCCGCCAUGGAUGCAUUACAAUUCAACGAUGUGAAAAUAGUUGUUUCAGAAACUGGGUGGCCUUCAAAAGGAGAUUCUAACGAACCUGGCGCCGGAGAAGACAAUGCUGCUCAAUACAACGGUAACCUGGUACGCCGAGUACUCACCGGCGGUGGAACUCCGUUGAGACCAAACGAUCCUCUCGUUGUUUACCUGUUUGCUCUUUUCAACGAAGAUCAAAAAACCGGCCCUACUUCCGAACGGAAUUACGGUUUAUUUUUUCCGAAUGAGGAAAAAGUGUAUAAUGUGCCGUUGAGCAGGCAAGCUUUGGCGGAUUUGCCGUCGGCGGCAGCGAGUAACGGUAGCAAGUCACAGGUGCCGGUGGUGGAGGCUCCGGCGCCUAGCUCCGGCGAUGUAUCGGCGGCGAAUACAGUAGGGCAGACGUGGUGUGUAGCGAACGGGAAUGUCGGGGAUGAGAAGUUACAAGCUGCGUUAGAUUAUGCUUGUGGGGAAGGUGGUGCUGAUUGCCGUCCGAUUCAGUCUGGUGCCACGUGUUAUAAUCCUAGCACACUUGAAGCUCAUGCUUCAUAUGCGUUCAACAGCUAUUACCAAAAGCAGACACGUGUGAGUGGAUCGUGCGAUUUUGGGGGUGCGGCGUACGUGGUCUCUCAACCUCCUCGAUUCGGCAGCUGCAAAUUUCCUACGGGAUAUUAGGAGGAAAAUUAUGAGCUUUGAUGCCUUGAUGGUGUCGUUUAGUUGGUUAUUAUUUAUGUUUUGGAGGCAUUUUGUUUUAUUAUUUAAAUAUUUAUUUAUUAUUGUUUAUUUAGACAAAAUGGUAGUUAGGUUUGGUUGCUUGUAUUGGUUAUGACUUUUAAUAUUUGUUCCUUGU